Nerophis lumbriciformis (worm pipefish) is the source of this 3115-nucleotide messenger RNA. RefSeq names its product SITS-binding protein. Lineage: Eukaryota; Metazoa; Chordata; Actinopteri; Syngnathiformes; Syngnathidae. The record is from RefSeq and is a predicted model, not a curated record.
CUGCCAAACCGGGGGCAGCUCGCCGCUUUAUUGAUAGUUCGAGCCUUUUGUAUGCGGCGUCACGAUGCAGUAAGUCACGUACCCAUUCCUGCGAUUUUGACAGGUUUGCUGGACGGCAAAGUGGCGCAAUAACGAGUGUAGUUGAAGGAAAUACACGCGCAAAGAUGGCACCAUGAAGCUUUUGGCGCACGGAGCUUUCUGCAGCAUUUCUCGGUGUUUGCGUCUUUGCUGAUCGGAAAAAAAAAAAAUGCCUCACGCUCGAAAUAGGAACCCCAGCCCCAUCCCGGAGGUGACAUGGGACACGGGUUUGAAGGAGAUGAACGAGACGUGGAAAGGAGCGAUCGCGUGUCUCGGCGUGGCUGUUUUCUUCGUCAUGACCAUCGGGAUCAUAUACUGGCAAGUGGUGGACCAGCCCAACAAGAACUGGAUCCUCAAGGGGACGUUCAGCGGACUCAUCUGGGAGAGAAGGACCCACUCGUUGGUCAUCCAGACCCUGGCGGAGGACAGGACCUACGUGGAGAUAGACGUCGGGAACGUGGGGGACCCCGACCUGGAGGUUCCUUUUGUCAGGAACCUGUGCUGGCUCAACAAGACCGAAUUCUGCUACACCUGGGACAAGGUGGCCGAGAUCAAGAUCUCCCUGGACGUGGACGAGGACGCGGGGAGCGAGUGCUACAGUAUGACGUGGACGCCGGUGCAAUGCCAUGUGCAGCUCAAGGACUGCUUCUCCAUGACAAACGUAUCCUGGUACGGCGGCCCCAGUGUCAAUGGUCAGACGUGGCCAAUUAAUGAUCAAAACGCCACCAUGCAGCCCUUCGUCGUCAGCGACCUCAAGGAGAAUCCCUCAGGCUUUGGCUCUGCAUUGGAGCGCUACUUCCUUGGCUCCUCAGGUGUUGCCCUGCUGGUGUCUCCUGACCUCCCUCUGCAGCUGGGGAUGGACAGCAGACAACAAUUUUGCCUGCAGUCACUGCCCAGUAUGGAUCUCCUCCCGCUGCAGUACACUGUUUGUGUGGCCAACAAUGUGAAGGCAGCUCACCAGGAAGCAGUGCAGCAGCUCUCCCAGCUCAAUCGGGAGAUACCCAACAUGAGUGCUCUGUGGCUGCCAUUCUGGAAGCUACUCAGCAAUGUGGAUUCGGGACAGAAGGUGGAGAGGGAACUGAGAACCUUCUCUAACCGUCUUAGAAGACACCAGCUCGGGGAAGGAAUCAUCAGCCUCAAUGAACAUUCCACCAACCUCCUCUCUGAAAUGGACCAUGACUACCUCAACAACAGGAAGAGAGGGAAGUCCAAGAGACUUACCAGGGACCUCCCACUUGUCAAGCUUCUUAACAUUUCCGUCACUCUGUCCCCUUUCCUGAGCGUGGACACCACGCAGUUCCAUACGUCCCUCCUGGAUGGCACUGAGGCCUUCUGGCUUAGUCUCCCCUCAGCUCCUCACGGUCAGCUGGUCCCUUUGUUGACUCAGUGGCAGGGGAAGUUCUGUGUAAAACUAAACGUCACAAACCCGGGAGCUGUGAGCUGGUUCCUGGACAGAGUGGGAUCCUUACAAGCACAUUUGGGAAUGGAGUAUAUCCUGCUGGAAGGGGGUGAGAGAAAUUUGUUUGAGGAACAGGCAUUAAGGCCACCUCAGACUCUGGGUGGGGACACGUACAUCAGCCUGCUGGCCGACGUGGCCUCCAGGAUCGGAGACUCUACCAUCAUGUCAGCGGGGACAAGGUCCAGUCACAAGCCAGUAUUUCUAAGGAUGACACCCCUUCAGUCUGACUGGGGCCCAAUGGGCCUGAAGGGCAUCAUUCCCUCCCUGCUGCACCACACUCUGCUGGGAUACAACUUCCUCAUUCCUGAUGCAGUAGGUGGCUCUCUAUCUGGAGACAUGGUCACGGAUGAGGAGUUGUUCAUCCGUUGGCUGGAGAUUGUUUCGUUCCUCCCUGUCAUCAGCUUCCACACACCACCAUGGGUCUGUGGAGAAGACCGGGUGCUCAACUUAACUCGGAUAUACGUAACCAAGCACCAGAGGGAUGUGGUGCCACUGAUAGAAAAGUAUGCAGAGGAGUGGCAGGAGACGGGAAGCCCCAUCUACCGGCCCAUGUGGUGGCUCAGUCCGGAAGACCCGCUCACCUUCGCCAUCGACGACCAAUUCAUGAUUGGAGACGAGGUUCUGGUGGCACCGGUGGUGGAGAAAGGGGCCGUGAGGAGGGACAUUUAUUUACCUGACGGGGGCUUCCAAUGGCAGGACAGCCAGAACGCUCAGGUGUUCGAUGGAGGGACGUUCCUGCAGGACUACCCUGUGCCCUUGGAGGCGGUGGGUCUUUUCUUUCGGCGAAGAUGAUUGUCUCCAUUUAAAAAAAAACUAAACUUGUGCUGUUCUAAACUUGCACUUUUCCACAAUAGACCAUUAACUGCCUCAAGGCCUUGUCUUGGAGCAGCAUGUAGAAAUAUAUCUUUAUACUUGCACUUUAUUCUAAGAUGUCUUUGUUUUCCCUUUUUUAACAAUGUUAAUCAGUUUUACCUCUUGGCUGAUUUUGAAAUAUUUUGACUUUUUGUUGUUGUUGUUGUUGUUAUUGUUGCUGUCCUUCUGCGUACGGUGGCCUGGAAGUGCAAGACGCUUACGUUUCAUGAAACUACUUACAAUUACAGAAAACAAAUUCAAGUUAAAGUACCCCUGAUAGUCACACACACCCUCGGUGGGGUGAAAUUACCCUCUGCAUUUGACCCAUCCCCUUGUUCCACCCCCUGGUGGGUGAGGGGAGUAGUGAGCAGCAGCGGUGGCCGCGCUCGGGAAUCAUUUUGGUGAUUUGAAGACAUAACAACUUACAAUUACACAAAUGAACAAAAGACAAACAUUUACAAAUACUCAAAGCAAAUCAACAAAAGACAAAACUAAUUCUAAUUUCAAUUACAUGAAUAAUGUGGCACGAGUUGGAGCAUUUUAGUGAAAUGAGGAACUAACGACCAUGUGGAAAUGGACAAAACAAUUGGUCGACUUAGCUGUCAAUUUGUGGUUUGGGACAUUCUCUGUCCAGUUCCUGCACAUAUUUGUAAUGUUGUGUUGUCUUUUGUUUGUGUUUUGUGAAAUUAUAAAUUGGUAGGGUGCUGAAAAAAAGUCGAUUUACAU